GCACGCCUCAUCAACCCACAAACGAUCGAUCAACACGCCGAUCAAUCUCGCAGCUGCAUCAUGGCGUCUAGUACCAGGCUUGCUCCCCUCGUCCUCUUGAUCGCCGUCCUCGCCGCGGCGGCGCUCGCCCCCUCGGCGUCGGCGGCCGGGACGGAGAACUGCCGGGACACGCUGGGCGGCCUGCUGGCGUGCCACGCGUUCAUGUACGAGGGCGCGCCGGCGGCCUCGCCCGCGUGCUGCGACGCCUACAGCGCCGCCUUCAACGCCGACCCCUUCUGCCUCUGCUACAUCGCCAACGGCGUCUACGGCCGCUCCACCGGCUACGACGUCAACGUCACCCACGCCCUCGAGAUCCCCACCAGCUGCGGCCAGGUCCAGCCGCCCAUCCAGCUCUGCGACAUGCAAGGAGUGGUGCUUCCUCCCUACGAGCCGGAGUCUGAACCCAUGGCCUCGUCGCCGGCGGCGCAGCCACCUUCAGCAGGUUCGGUAGAUCCACCACGGUCGUCUCCUGCGGCGCCGUCGUCGACUUUCCCGCCACCACCACCAACAACAACCUCCGGCAGUGCUCGAUCGUCGGCACAGAUGGCCCUCGUGCUCUUCACCGUUGCUGCCGGCAUGAUGGCGGCUGUGGCCUGAAGAUGGGAAUUGGAGCCAUGAUAAGCUAGGAUAUCAGGACUUGCAAAAUAGCUAGGAGUAUUAGCUGCAGAUUGAAAUUUACAUAUAUGUUGUUCGCAACAUGUAAUUAUGUAAUAGACUAAAUAUAUAGGAUAUUUUUCCUUU
Molecule: messenger RNA, 780 nt
Organism: Hordeum vulgare subsp. vulgare (domesticated barley)
Lineage: Eukaryota; Viridiplantae; Streptophyta; Magnoliopsida; Poales; Poaceae
Product: non-specific lipid transfer protein GPI-anchored 19-like
Exons: 3
Coding region: 61-636 (191 amino acids)
Source: RefSeq, a predicted model, not a curated record